Pundamilia nyererei is the source of this 6022-nucleotide messenger RNA. RefSeq names its product protein tyrosine phosphatase receptor type M. Gene Ontology annotation, molecular function: protein binding; protein tyrosine phosphatase activity. The transcript has 36 exons. Gene Ontology annotation, biological process: protein dephosphorylation. The record is from RefSeq and is a predicted model, not a curated record. Lineage: Eukaryota; Metazoa; Chordata; Actinopteri; Cichliformes; Cichlidae. Gene Ontology annotation, cellular component: membrane. The coding region runs from base 322 to 5037 and encodes 1571 amino acids.
UGUCCUCUCACUCACACGUGCCCUCUACUGGCCAGACAGCGCGCACACAGCCGCUGCUCUCCUGGAGCUGCCGGACCACUCAAUCCAGGCGUAAUUCAGGAAUCAGGACUCACUCACACAUUCCUCCUUCAAGUGUGGAGCAAGCCGGCAAGGAGCAGCCGUGUCGGCGACAGCCUCCACUCACUCCGCUAAGAGCACGCGAAGGGACUUUAGAUUCCCCACUCCUUAAAGUAUAGGUGUAGGAUUCAAGUUCCAGUAAAGAAAGAAGAGUUGCCAGUUAACCCCUCGGCUGGGGGUUAACGCGACGACGGCGGUGUCGACAUGGAUAAAGUUAUCAAUUGCUUGUUUGCUGCAUUAACCCUGCUGUUGUCCGCUCGAGGGGAAGUUUUUAAAGGCGAUUGUACUUUUGAGAAGCCACUGGCAGCAUGUGGAUACAGCCAAGGCCGAGAUGAUGACCUCGACUGGGAGCAGGUCAAUACCAGAGAGAAGUCUCCAUCAGAUCCAUGGAUGCCCUCAGGGUCAACCUUUAUGAUGGUGAACACAUCAGGACGCUUCGCAGGACAGAAGGCCCUGCUGCUGACACCCCAGCUGAAGGAGAACGACACACACUGUGUCAUCUUCCACUACUAUAUAGGAGGCAGAGACAACAGCCAUCCCGGCCACUUAAAUGUCUAUAUUAAAGAAAACAAUAGUCCGAUGGGGAUGCCUGUUUGGAACGUGUCAGGUCCAGCCUCUCGCUCCUGGGGACAGGUGGAGUUGGCUAUCAGCACCUACUGGCCCAACUUCUACCAGAUUGUGUUUGAAGCUGUAACCUCAGGGCAGCGAGGCUUGCUGGCCAUCAAAGACGUAGUGGUCCAGGGCCACCAGUGCAUGAAUACUCCUCAUUUCCUGACUAUAAAGGGUGUGGAGGUCAAUGCCGGACAGACUGCGUCCUUUCACUGCACUGUCAACGGACGCAAGCGGGACAACUUCCGCCUCUGGCUUCAGGGCAUGGGUGGACGGGAGGCCCCAAUGAAAGCCACUAAACCUUGGAACAACCGCCGCUUCAUAGGCACUUUCGAUGUGGAGAACACAACCAAGGGCGACUCGGGCCGCUACCGCUGCAUUGUCCACUCAGACAAAGGGGUUGGAGUGUCCAAUUAUGGUGAACUAACCAUAAAACAGCCCCCAGUGCCUAUUGCACCACCCCAGCUGACUGCUGUUGGUGCCACCUAUCUUUGGAUCCAGCUCAACGCCAAUUCCAUCAACGGGGACGGUCCAAUAAUUGACAGGGAGGUGGAAUACCGCACUGUGUCUGGGACCAUGUAUGACCUGCAGCCUGUAGACAAGACCACACACAAGAUUGGCCACCUGGAUCCAGACACAGAGUAUGAGAUCAGUGUUUUGCUGACCAGACCUCUGGAGGGAGGCACUGGAGCUCCUGGGCCCCCUCUUAAGGCCAGGACCAAAUGUGCUGAGCCUAUGCACGGCCCACGGAGGCUGGAAGUGGUGGACAUCCAGUCCAAACAGGUUACAGUGCGCUGGGAACCUCUGGGCUAUAACGUGACCCGCUGCCACAGCUAUAACCUUACCGUCCAGUACCGGUACAGAGUAGCCGGCAAGGAGGAGACGCGUGAGGAAGUGUGUUAUGACACUCAGAGUCGCGAUCCUCAGCACACUAUCCACAAUCUCUCUCCAUUCACCAACCUCAGCGUCAAGCUAGUGCUGCGCAACCCGGAGGGUGUCAAGGAGAGCACAGAGCUGGAGGUUCAGACCGAUGAGGAUGUGCCUGGGGCGGUUCCUCUGGAGUCCAUUCAGGGCAGUGCCUACGAGGAGAAGAUCAUCCUGAAGUGGAGAGAACCGGCGCAGACUUACGGGAUCAUCACUCAGUAUGAGAUUUCCUACAAAGCGGUGAGCUCCUUUGACCCUGAACUGGACCUCUCCAACCAGAGUGGGAAGGUUGUGAAGCUGGGUAACGAGACCACCCACAUGUUCACAGGCCUUUACCCGGGAUCUACGUAUUCCUUCACCCUGCGCGCUAGCACAGCCAAGGGCUAUGGCCCCCCUGUCAUCACCCAGUUCACCACCAAGAUUUCAGCUCCAUCCAUGCCAGCAUAUGACCAGGAGACCUCUCUGAACCAGACAGACAGCACAGUCACUGUGCUGCUUAAACCCGCACAGAGCAGAGGUGCCCCAGUCAGUGCGUACCAGGUGGUGGUGGAGGAGGAACGUCCACGCAGAGCACGAGGGACGGCAGAAAUUUUGCGCUGCUACCCAGUUCCCAUUCACUUCCAGAAUGCCACGCUUCUUAAUUCACAGUACUACUUCACUGCUCAGUUCCCCGCUGCUGGCAUCCAUUCGCCCCAGCCCUUUACUGUGGGGGACAACAAGACCUACAAUGGGUACUGGAAUGCCCCUCUGCUGCCACAGAAGAGCUACAGUAUAUAUUACCAGGCGGUCAGCACAGCCAAUGGGGAAACCAAAAUCGACUGUGUGCGAGUUGCCACUAAAGCCGCCAUACUCGUGACUCAGCUCACAACCCCGUACAUCCGCAUCGUCCCAGCGCCUGGUGACAACCAACUAACAGGAGCAGCCACUCAUAAGCCUGAUGCAGUGGAGCCCGAGAAGCAAACUGACCACACCGUAAAGAUCGCAGGGGUCAUCGCCGGUAUCCUCCUCUUUGUCAUCAUCUUCUUAGGAGUGGUGCUGCUCAUGAAGAAAAGAAGAACCUAUCACUCCUACACUUACUACCUGAAACUGGCCAAGAAGCGCAAGGAGACACUGAGCAGCACACGCCAGGAGAUGACAGUGAUGGUCAACUCGAUGGACAAGAGCUACACAGAGCAGGGCACCAACUGUGACGAAGCACUGUCCUUCAUGGACACACACAACCAUACGCUGAACACCCGCAGCGAGUGUGCGCUCACGCUCAAUGGCCGCAGCGAGUGUGCGCUCACGCUCAAUGGCCGCAGCGAGUGUGCGCUCACGCUCAAUGGCCGCAGCGAGUGCGCCCUCACUCUUAACGGCCGCAGCGAGUGCGCCCUCACUCUUAACGGCCGCAGCGAGUGCGCCCUCACUCUUAACGGCCGAGCUGGAUCAUCACCGUCGUCCUUCACACUACCAAAAGCCAACACUCUCAGUACUUCUAUCCCCACCAACUCAUACUACCCAGAUCCCUUUGUGCCAACUGCUAUCUUAGUGCCCAUUAAUGAUGAGAGUCAGAACAUGGGCAGCGACACAAGCAGCUUGGUCCAGUCGCACACUCACUCCUUGAGGAAACGGGAGCCCGUCGACGUGCCGUAUCAGACGGGUCAGCUGCACCCGGCGAUCCGCGUGGCGGACCUCCUCCAGCACAUCACUCAGAUGAAGUGCGCAGAGGGCUACGGCUUUAAGGAGGAGUACGAGAUAAAUGAGAGCUUUUUUGAAGGACAGUCUGCGCCAUGGGAUUCUGCCAAGAAGGAUGAGAACCGCAUGAAGAACCGAUAUGGGAAUAUUAUUGCAUAUGAUCACUCCCGUGUCAGGCUGCAGGCCCUGGAGGGGGAACAGAGCUCCGAUUACAUUAAUGCAAAUUACGUUGAUGGCUACCACAGGCCAAAUCACUACAUCGCCACUCAGGGCCCCAUGCAGGAGACGGUAUUUGAUUUCUGGAGGAUGGUCUGGCAGGAGAACACUGCAGCUAUCGUCAUGGUGACCAACCUGGUGGAAGUGGGCAGGGUGAAGUGCUGUAAGUACUGGCCUGAUGAUACGGAGAUCUACAGAGACAUCAAGGUGACACUGAUAGAGACUGAGCUGCUGUCAGAGUAUGUCAUCAGGACCUUUGCUGUAGAGAAGAGAGGAGCUCAUGAGAUCCGGGAAAUCCGACAGUUUCACUUCACUGGCUGGCCGGACCACGGUGUGCCAUAUCACGCCACCGGCCUUCUGGGGUUUAUUAGAAGAGUCAAGUCCAAGACUCUGACCAAUGCCGGACCCAUGGUGGUUCACUGCAGCGCUGGAGCCGGUCGGACAGGCUGCUUCAUCGUCAUUGACAUCAUGCUGGACAUGGCGGAGAGAGAGGGCGUGGUGGACAUUUACAACUGUGUGAGGGAGUUGCGUUCACGGAGGGUCAACAUGGUUCAGACUGAGGAGCAGUAUGUCUUCAUCCAUGAUGCCAUUUUGGAGGCAUGUCUCUGUGGCGACACCACCAUUCCUGCGAGUCAGCUCCGCUCCGUCUACUACGACAUGAACCGCCUGGACCCGCAGACAAACUCCAGCCCCAUUAAAGAGGAGUUCAGGACACUCAAUAUGGUGACUCCCACGCUGCGGGUGGAAGACUGCAGCAUCGCCCUGCUGCCUAGAAACCACGAGAAGAACCGCUGCAUGGACGUCCUGCCUCCGGACCGCUGCCUUCCCUUCUUGAUUACCAUCGACGGCGAGAGCUCCAAUUACAUCAAUGCCGCUCUGAUGGAUAGCUACAAGCAGCCUUCUGCAUUCAUAGUGACACAGCACCCAUUGCCAAACACAGUAAAGGACUUCUGGAGAUUGGUGCUGGACUACCACUGCACAUCCAUAGUAAUGCUCAAUGAUGUCGACCCAGCACAGUUGUGCCCACAGUACUGGCCAGAAAACGGAGUCCACCGCCACGGACCCAUCCAGGUGGAGUUUGUCUCCGCUGAUCUGGAAGAGGACAUCAUCAGCAGAAUAUUCCGGAUCUACAAUGCGGCUCGGCCUCAGGAUGGCUACCGGAUGGUGCAGCAGUUCCAGUUCCUGGGUUGGCCCAUGUACAGAGACACGCCCAUGUCCAAACGCUCCUUCCUCAAGCUCAUUCGACAGGUGGAUAAAUGGCAGGAGGAGUACGACGGGGGAGAGGGACGCACUGUGGUCCACUGUCUGAAUGGAGGCGGCCGCAGUGGGACAUUCUGUGCCAUCAGCAUUGUGUGUGAGAUGCUUCAACACCAGCGCUCUGUGGAUGUUUUCCACGCUGUCAAGACACUGAGGAAUAAUAAGCCCAACAUGGUGGACCUACUGGACCAAUACAAAUUUUGCUAUGAAGUGGCACUGGAGUACUUGAACUCUGGGUAACUUGGAGCUACCGCACCCAGCAGGACUUCUUAAUUUGGGACAUUACAGACAACUGCAGCUCACAUGUGUGCAUUAUGCUAAGAGUGUGUGUUACCGACCCGACAAGAGUGACGUGCACACAUGACCUCCUUUGACCAGCUCUCUUCCCUCUUCUUCUUCUCGAUCUAGAUGGGAAAGUUAGCAGAGUUGUACAGUGUUAAAUAUCACAGAAUGUUUCAGUCACUACAAGCUAAGGAAGCCAGCAGAGGUGCAAUGAGUUUUUUUUUGUUGUUUUUUUUAAUCCUCUGCAGUGAGCAGCCUUCUCUCUGGAUCCCUACUUUUCUCCGUCUCUGGCUGUAGUCCCGUGGUUGUUGCCUUGAUCCGCAUUGGACGACAAGCACUGAAAACACUCCAGUUUUCCGUGGAAUUCGAUACGCUGUACAUAAUGUAAUGUGUCCAUUUUAAUCUCUCAGAUUUUUGUUUCACGCAGUUCAUUAUUAAAAGUCAUUAAAUGCAGGAGCUCAAAGCCUAAAUGUUACUAAAUGUCCUGUAAAUUUAUGACUUUCGGAUGACUAUUGCUUCAUACUGUAUGUUGGGGACAGCUGGCUCACAUUUGCUUACCUUAUUUCCUGUGCAGGGAUCCAAAGCUUUAUUUGCACUUCCAUUGAAUUUCUUGUUGUGCAUAUUGUACAUAUUUCUGUAGAUUAUUUAUUCGCGGUAUGUACUUUUUUUGUGACUCGCAAGUAAGUGACAAUCAUAUGUUCUAUAGGUUUGGUUUAUUGACUGUAUUGUGUGCUUUUUUUUCUUUUCUUUUUUUUCAGUCAUCUUGUAUGACGGAGCAAUUCCAUUGUAAAAAAAGAAAACAAAAACAAAAAAUGAUUAUAUAAAUGUAUCUACAAUAUAAAAGGUGGAUUAUCUAUUUUUGCCUCGUUUCUAAGGGGAGCUGGGGAGGAUGGCAUUAGGGGAGCAUCUGUUGGAGAGAUGAGGGCACUACAGGUGUUAUCCA